Molecule: messenger RNA, 6274 nt
Organism: Jaculus jaculus (lesser Egyptian jerboa)
Lineage: Eukaryota; Metazoa; Chordata; Mammalia; Rodentia; Dipodidae
Gene: Erc2
Product: ELKS/RAB6-interacting/CAST family member 2
Exons: 20
Coding region: 365-3568 (1067 amino acids)
Biological process (GO): neuromuscular synaptic transmission; regulation of synaptic plasticity; maintenance of presynaptic active zone structure
Cellular component (GO): cytoskeleton of presynaptic active zone
Molecular function (GO): structural constituent of presynaptic active zone
Source: RefSeq, a predicted model, not a curated record
CGGCGCGGUCCUCCCCAUCCAUCCUCCCCAUCCAUCUGUCCUCCUCCUCCCGCUUCUGAUCGCUCGGCCGCCGUGAGGUUGUAAAAACCCUUGUGGGGCGGCCCCCGGGGGAGCCGAGCAUCAUUGCAAAAGGUAUGAGGGGCUGGCUGUGAGACGCACCCGUAGCUGGAAGAAAACUGCUGGAAAAUGCGCUUAGAAGCAAAUCUGUGUGGCCUGUGUCCCCUUGUGUCCCUGCUUGUUGUAGUUUAUCUCUGAUUGGAGUCACUCCUGGUACAGACUGUGUGGGAGAAUGCAGUGAAAAUUCUGGCCAACAGUGGAAGUAGCAUUUCUUCUCCUCAGCUGUACCUCACCACAGAAGAAAAAAAUGUAUGGAAGUGCAAGAACCAUCACCAAUCUGGAAGGCAGUCCUUCCCGAUCGCCUCGUUUGCCAAGGUCUCCUCGUUUGGGGCAUCGGAGAACAAGCAGUGGGGGAGGGGGAGGGACAGGAAAGACUCUGUCUAUGGAGAAUAUCCAGUCUCUUAAUGCAGCCUAUGCUACGUCUGGACCCAUGUACUUGAGCGAUCAUGAGGGGGUGGCUUCAGCACCGUACCCCAAGGGCACCAUGACUCUGGGCAGGGCCACAAACCGAGCUGUGUAUGGAGGCCGCGUCACGGCCAUGGGGAGCAGUCCCAACAUUGCUUCGGCGGGACUCUCCCACACAGAUGUCCUUUCCUACACAGAUCAACACGGGCUGAGCAGCUCCUCCCAUCACCACCACCACCAGGUCCCCUCCAUGUUGAGACAGGUGAGAGACAGCACAAUGUUAGACCUUCAAGCCCAGCUCAAGGAACUGCAGCGAGAGAAUGACCUCCUCCGGAAAGAGCUGGACAUUAAGGACAGCAAACUGGGGUCCUCCAUGAACAGCAUCAAGACUUUCUGGAGCCCCGAGCUGAAGAAGGAGAGAGUGCUGAGGAAAGAAGAGGCGGCCCGGAUGUCCGUCCUCAAGGAGCAGAUGAGGGUGUCUCAUGAAGAGAACCAGUUACUGGAUGCCAGAAGGACCAAGCACCUGCAGUUGACCAUCCAGGCCCUUCAGGAUGAGCUGCGGACCCAGCGAGACCUCAACCACCUGCUGCAGCAAGAAAGUGGCAACCGUGGCGCCGCUGAGCACUUCACCAUUGAGCUCACCGAGGAGAACUUCCGCAGGCUCCAGGCCGAGCACGACCGGCAGGCCAAGGAGCUGUUCCUCCUGCGGAAGACGCUGGAGGAGAUGGAGCUGAGGAUCGAGACGCAGAAACAGACCCUCAACGCCCGGGACGAGUCCAUUAAAAAGCUCCUGGAGAUGCUGCAGAGUAAAGGGUUGCCAUCCAAAAGCCUGGAGGAUGAAAACGAGCAGACACGGCGGAUGGCGGAGGCCGAGUCGCAGGUCAGCCACCUGGAGGUGAUCUUAGACCAGAAGGAGAAGGAGAACAUCCACCUGAGAGAGGAGCUGCACCGAAGAAGCCAACUUCAGCCGGAGCCGGCCAAGACCAAGGCCCUGCAGACGGCCAUCGAGAUGAAGGACACAAAAAUUGCUUCACUAGAGCGAAAUAUACGGGACCUCGAGGAUGAGAUCCAGAUGUUGAAAGCCAAUGGUGUGCUGAACAGUGAGGACCGUGAGGAGGAGAUCAAACAGAUUGAGGUGUACAAAAGCCACUCCAAGUUUAUGAAGACCAAGAUUGAUCAGCUGAAGCAGGAACUUUCCAAAAAGGAGUCCGAACUUCUUGCCUUACAAACAAAGCUUGAAACCCUGAGCAACCAGAACUCAGACUGCAAGCAGCACAUUGAGGUGCUGAAAGAGUCACUUACUGCCAAAGAACAGAGGGCCGCCAUCCUGCAGACAGAGGUGGAUGCACUGAGAUUACGACUAGAAGAGAAAGAAUCUUUUCUCAAUAAAAAAACAAAACAACUGCAGGACCUUACAGAAGAGAAGGGGACCCUGGCUGGAGAGAUUCGUGACAUGAAAGACAUGUUAGAAGUGAAGGAAAGAAAAAUUAAUGUUCUUCAGAAAAAGAUUGAAAACUUGCAAGAGCAACUUAGGGAUAAAGACAAGCAAUUGACCAACCUGAAAGACAGAGUGAAGUCACUGCAAACGGAUUCCAGCAACACAGACACAGCGCUAGCCACGUUAGAAGAGGCCUUGUCAGAAAAGGAGAGAAUAAUUGAGCGUUUGAAAGAACAGCGAGAGAGAGAUGAUCGGGAAAGACUAGAAGAGAUAGAAUCCUUUCGAAAAGAGAAUAAAGACCUCAAAGAAAAGGUCAAUGCUUUACAAGCAGAACUGACAGAGAAGGAGUCUAGUUUAAUUGACCUCAAAGAGCAUGCGUCUUCAUUAGCCUCUGCUGGACUGAAAAGAGACUCCAAAUUAAAAUCUCUAGAAAUAGCCAUCGAACAAAAGAAAGAGGAAUGUAGCAAACUGGAAGCACAGUUAAAAAAGCAAGCUGAGCAGUUGUUCAAUCAGAUGUACAACCCAGCACAUAAUAUUGAAGAGGACCCCAGGAUGAGCCCGGAGUUGGCCGAGCGGCUGAAGCAGCUCGACAAGGAGGCGUCUUACUACCGCGACGAGUGCGGCAAGGCCCAGGCGGAGGUGGACAGGCUGCUGCAGAUCCUCAAGGAGGUGGAGAAUGAAAAGAAUGACAAAGACAAGAAGAUCGCAGAGCUUGAGAGCUUGACUCUAAGGCACAUGAAGGAUCAGAAUAAGAAAGUGGCCAACCUCAAGCAUAACCAACAGCUGGAGAAGAAGAAGAAUGCCCAGUUACUAGAAGAAGUCCGCAGACGAGAGGACAGCAUGGCCAACAACUCCCAGCAUGUGCAGAUAGAAGAGCUGAUGAGUGCACUGGACAAGACCAGACAGGAGCUGGACGCCACCAAAGCACGCCUUGCCUCCACCCAGCAAUCCCUGGCCGAGAAAGAAGCACAUCUGGCCAACCUGCGGUUGGAGAGGAGGAAACAGCUGGAGGAGAUCUUGGAGAUGAAGCAGGAAGCACUACUCGCGGCAAUCAGUGAAAAAGACGCAAACAUUGCCUUGCUAGAAUUGUCUGCCUCCAAGAAAAAGAAGACCCAGGAAGAAGUCAUGGCCCUGAGGCGGGAGAAAGACCGACUGGUGCAUCAAUUAAAGCAGCAGGUGGGGCGUCCUGCACGAAAGACCCAGAACAGAAUGAAGCUGAUGGCGGACAGCUACGAUGACGAUCCCCACCGCCACCACCACCACCACCACCACCACCGGUCUCCCGGGAGGUCACAGCAUUCCAACCACAGGCCCUCUCCGGACCAGCUAUCAGAAGGGCUGACUGAAGGGGAAGUGUGGCUCUCCAGCAAUAUUCUGAUAACCUAUUGCAGCAGCGCUGAUGUCACUGUCCACCAUCACCUGGAGCAGCCCGUCAACACCGAAGGGGAGUUCUCACUUUCCUUUUCCUGCCUGAUUCUGUUCGACAUGAUAUUUCUUCCCUCCAUCAUUUCUGGUUGUUUCUCACAGUUUUGGAUGUAUCGGGAAAAGAAAACUGUAGAAGAGGCAAAUGACAACUCCUCUGUGUCCUGCUGGGAUCUGAGCAUUUAAAAUAUGACCAUCUCUUCUGAAUGCCAUGGUUGGAUAGCAUUUUAUUUCUGUUGCUUAAUCUCAUUGGAUACCUUGAAACUCCAUAACAUCCGGUCUGUGGAUUCAGCUUCUGUUGGGCAGCUGGCCUCACCUCCAAGUAUCCUGCUUGUCAGUAAGCGGUCAUUCCCGAGGCACUGCAGUGUCUUCAGUGUAGAUUUGCUGUGAGUGAGUGAUGCUGAGGGUGUUUGUAUUACACAAUGCAUGGAGUGUUUGACAAAGAAACCGGUUCACCAAAAAUCACGAGCCUUUACCCUCCUCUGUUUCUUUAAUCUGCAGUUUAAAGAAUCACAUUAUGAUGACAUAACCAGUAGUUACCUCUAGGCCAGGUUGGAAAGAGAAAUCAAUUUUUGAACCACUAACACUUGCCAAGAAAUCGCCUUAUGAGAACAUGGUGUGUGUCUCUGAUAAUGCAUGGUACAUCUAAAUUGGUCAUUCAUAAUUAUCUUCCUGCUCAUGUAUCAGAGAUUAGUAAAAACCUGAGGUUCUGGCAUACCCACUCCCUGUGGCCCAUGUACCCCGCAGCUGGGACAUGCCCAAGCCUCAGGCUCCCACCAUUUUCACACAUGCAGGUCUCCGUGAAAAAGCUGGAACUCAUUUAUGUUUCAAGGCACAAAUGUGCUGUGCAAGCAGCGUGAGCUUAGCUCUCCUGUAAAUGGCCAUGCCUCUCUUUGCUCGUUCUCGUACGUGCUCCCUCUCUCUCUCUCCCUCUCUCUCUCUCUCUCUCUCAAUGUCAUAUCUCCAACAUGAAUUCCAAAGCAUUUUUGGCAUCAAACACAAAAACACUGAUGAAUGAAGAGCAAUCACAAAGCUGUGUAUCUGUAAAUAGUUCUACACAAACAUUUCUGUGGAUACAGAGUCAUUAUUUAAACUUUAAAGCACAUGCCAGGGAAAGAGACCAAAUUUCGUGGUACUAAGGAGAAGUAAACUCCUCCUGCUUCCUCUGAAGAUGAGAAAUCAAGUCAUUACACCUUCAUUAAACUCUUGACUUAUUCUGGUAAACCUGUGCAGCUCUCGUAUCGAUCAAUUUUCUUGUCCAUGGAAGAGACCCUUCCACAUUAUGCCAGUGGGAGAUUGAGACCCUGCAUUUUUAAAGGACAAACAGUGAAUUUAAGCAUGAGUGGCCUUAAUAAAUAUACUUGUCUUUCUUUGCUGCUGUGGAAAGGAUUCUAAAACAGAAGUUCCUGAAAGUCUUGCAUUGAAUUUAGUCGUUAUUACUUUUUUUCUGAAAUGUUGGUGCAAUUAACUCUGGACCUCUCUUGUGAGCCAUAGUGAUACUUAAAAGACAAACACCUUAUUUCCUGGGGAAGAGGAAACUAUCUCUGAGUUGCACCACUCAUUCCCUGGUGCAUCAGGAUUCCUAUCGUCUGGCUUUGUUCUUGUUGUCAGUGAGUACCAGACUAUGUGAAGCUUACCUGUGGUAUAAACAACCCCAAUACAUUCAUGUUUCAAGAGUUUGUCCUUUGAUUAUCCAAGGGAUCUGGGUCUUUGAUGGAGAAGCAAGCAGAGUUCUUUGCAAGAUUUCAUUUACUAUGUUUUGACAGAAUGUCAUACUGAAAACCCAAGCCACAGACGUGUCCUCAUUAAUGGUUUGGGUCCUCAGAGUGUGGGGGGGGAGGAGGUCCUUAUGGCUUCCUACCACCAGGUCCUGACCUGAACUCUGCAACUGGAUACUUGAAAUAGGAAGUAGGAGAUCAAAUAGGAAAAAAUAGGGUACUUGAAAUAAAAAACAAAGCCCUCAACUGUGUAUAGUUAGCUAUUUCUACCUAUGUGCCAAUUUUGUCAUAGCUAUUGUUUUGGGGGGAUCACUUUCACCCCACUUUUGUUGGCUGAGAGUACUAUUGAUCUUUCCUUCAUGCAAGCAUAUCAUCUUGUUCCCAAGAAAAGAACUAAAUUCUAGCACGGCAUCUGUUCUUAUUUUGUGUAAUAGUCUCUGAUGUUUGGAGGUUACACACACGCAGCCCUAUUUUGCACAGUGAAAUUAGUCUCUGAGUUUACAACAAGCACUGUGAUGUUCAGAAGACUCAUCCUUUGGGUACACUUGAGCAAGUUCCCUUCUAAUAAUCAUAGUGUAGUUGAAAAAAUACAACAAAGUUUGGGCUAACAUUUAAGAAAAGUUGGUGUAAGUCUUACUUUGUGCAAAAGUGGGUUUAUAUUUAUACCCAUUUGAUUUCUAUGUACAGUCUCAAUUUUGUAUUUAAUGAUUUUGUGUAUUUGGUAUGCACGUGAACAGCGUGUCAACCUUCAUUUGAAAGUGGGUUUUACUUUUUAAACAGUAUUUAUGAUGGGACCUCAAAUGUAUCGACAUAAGCUCUAUCUGCAAUGUAUUUGUGUAGAGUGGUGUUUGAAUGCUGCCAGGGGUCAGUGUAUCUCAUUCCCCAAGACCCUUGUUUGAUAGUGCUUCUCGUAAUAUUUCUCCAAGUGAGUGGCAUGUGGGUUGUAAUAUUGACCAUGUGAUUAUGGACAUCGAUAUGAAAAAAUAAAUUAAAACUAAGGAACCCUCGAGAUUAUCAGAGGGCAUGUAUUAGCCAGUCAUUGUAACCUCGUGUCUAGUAGAGGUACCGUGGACAAGGUGUGUACAGGUCAUAACUUUGUUAUCAUGUGUAUGAGGAGUACCUCGUGCUGAUCAUUUGAUUUAUAUUCAUCAAAUAAACCUUGUUUCUUUCUGAA